CACCGACCUCGUCCACUCACCGGCACGUCAAAAAUGGCUGAUGAAAAAAAUUCGGCAACGUCCAAGAAACUGAUAAAUAAUCCUCUGAAUACAGUAGAUGAAGCUUUAGAAGGGAUUGUGUUGGCAAACCCCGGCCUUAAACUUCUUAAGAAUCACCACGUUAUCGUUCGAGAAGAUGUUGACGAGCUUCGAAAGUCUGGUAAAGUGGCGCUCAUUUCUGGAGGUGGCAGCGGCCAUGAGCCUUCGCACGCUGGGUUUAUUGGAAAAGGAAUGCUUACAGCUGCAGUCGCUGGCGCCGUAUUCACUUCUCCUCCAACGAAAUCGAUACUUGCUGCCAUUAGAGCCGUAGGCAAAGGGAACAAAGGUGGAACGGUUUUGAUUGUGAAGAAUUACACUGGAGACCGAUUAAGUUUCGGUUUUGCUGCAGAGAGGGCGAAAGCAGAGGGAAUGAAGGUUGAAAUGGUAGUGGUCGGAGAAGACUGUGCGCUCACCAGCAAGGAUAAAACGGCAGGAAGAAGGGGUCUUUGUGGAACCGUGCUAAUUCACAAGGUAUUGUGGAAUCCCAACUGGAGCCGGGGGAGCGAGUGGGGCGGGGUGGGUACUGGCGCGUGCCGCUUUAGUCACAAGAUUAGACUUGGGAAAAUCAUAGCUCAGUCUACAGUUUUAUUUGCCUGAAAGUAUCAUUUGACUACAUCUGACAAAAUGUUUCAGGGUGAUUUAUUUUCUUGCUGAAAUAAUUACCAAAUUAUGCAUCAGUCAAUUCCACCUGUGCCCAGGCCCCCCCCGGGCAACUGCGGGGCAUUUGCCCGCCUUGUCAGUCCCGGGUGUGGGGCAUUUGCAAAUUUUGCACUGCCCGGGGGCCGGGCAUUUGUCAACCCCCGGGCCAUUCCUGAGCUUUUGACACGCACGUGGUUUCCUAUAUGAGAAUAUAACUACAAAGAAGGUUUUAAUUGCAAAAAUGCAGAUUGGCUCAUUUGUCAAUGACAGGAAUAAAUAAUAUUGUAGAGGGUUGUAAAGGCAUGUUCUCGAUUUUACAUUUAUAUACGCAUUUCUUCAUUGCUUUUCAAGUCAGAAUUACGUAGCGAAAUUGGAGCUAUCAAUGUGAAUCAACGUUUUUUGGUUAUUGAAUCUUGUUUCUGAUGAUAUUAUUUGAAUAACAUCCUUUCAUAUUUAUAAAACUAUUCAUAACAUAUAACUUUACAGCGCUCUAUUAAUUUUAAUGUCAAUAAUUUUAUAUCAAUACUAAAACCAUAAACUGGUGCAUGUCGUCGCGGCGUGAAGUCUUAAUAAUUAAGAAUCCUUGUGCUAUUACAAAGAAAGGCGUUAAUUGAAACAAAAAAUCGCACAUUAAAAUGCUUAAAAUGGCACUACUUGACUGCGUGAUCACAAUGAAAAAUGUUGCAGUGUUGACGGAGGACGGGCCAUUGGCCCUCUUUUUUCGUCCCCACCCCAGGGGAUUUGACAGCUCAAGAGUCCCCACCCCCGGGAAUUUGCCAUCCAAGGCAAAAAAAAUGCUAAUGCCCAGGGGUCAGCCCGGGGGGGGGUGGCUGGGUGCAGGUGGAAUUGAGUUUGACUGAUGCAUUACCAAAUUUGACUACUGGAAGGACAGAGGGACAGGAGCUGAGGUGAUUGGGCAAAGCGGAAAAUACCAUACUAUUCUUCAAAUUUCCGUUUGGGUGGUGCUUCAUGUAAACCCGACUUCUCAAAUAUCUCUUGGUCUCUGCAUGAUUUACACGUGCAAUGCAUCAGCUCCUCAUAAUUUUGCAUACAUUGCACACAUACAAUUCAUGCAAAACAAACAAACAAAAAAACUGCAGAAAUAAAGUUUUCAUGAAGAACCACCCAAAUGGCAGUCUAAAGAAUAUUAUGGUAUUUUCUGCUCUGGCCAAUUGGGUGAAAGGAUACAGGAGAUAGGAGAGGAGAAGUUCAUUCAUUAAAAAACAAACAAGAAACAAAAACAAAAAACAAGAAGAAUGGUAGUUAGUGAGAGACAAAGGUAUGUAACACUGAAGGGUAUGGUACGGGAGGUGAGAGGCUCUAAUCCUCCCACCCUCACCCCCCCCCCCCUCUCCCCUUAAGUGAAUAGGACGGCAAACUCAUAGAGUUAACAUCCCAAUUAAUAACUUUAUGCAACUAACAUGAGAAAAUGAUAAACAAGCCCAUUACAUAUUUCUAUAGUAGCUGCAUAUAGCAGGGAUUUAAAAAAAUGUGAAUUCCAGCUUGUCGGCUGGACAAACCAUUCCCAUAUUUUGCUUGCCUGAGUUAAUUGAAUGCAUGCCUUCUUUAAUGGUUUAGUUAUACAUGUAAGAUUGUUUGCUUGAUUCUUAACCAUAAAGCAAUUGUGUGUGAAAAGGUACUAGCCUGGCAGGAAAAUAUGGUAGUGCUACAGCUACUGGACAGCACUCUUUUCAACCUCUAUAGUAGUAGUUAUGCCUGGAAAUGGCCUUUGCCAAAUAUUAUGAAUUAUACAUCCAGCCAUUAUGUGUUGGGUAUUUGUUAAGUUGUGAAUUGCCAUGGAUGAGAGUUCAGAAUAGUGUUAAGUGAAAGUCCCGCUGAAUGGUAACCUACACUCUUGCAGAUUGCAGGCGCUUUGGCAGAGGAGGGGAAAUCCCUAGAGGAAAUAACUCGGGUAGCAAAAGCAGCUGCUAAUGCUAUGGGUAUGUAAAAUGCAAAUCUAUACCAUUUAAGUUUAAUUUUUUUAGUAAAUAUAUAGCAGAGAUAUGACUUGAUUUACUCUAAGUGUUACCGUAUUACUGGAAGCAAUAAAGUUGGCAUUAAUAUUGACCCAAGAUUAUUAUUACUUUUUUUCCUUUCGCCAUUACUAGGAACUAUUGGCGUCAGCUUGGCUCCUUGCAGCUUACCAGGAUCUGGACCAUCCUUUCAUUUAGGCAGUGAUGAAAUGGAACUAGGCCUGGGUGAGGACUUUGCAGCUUCACAUAUGGACAUUAUUUUGUUAUAAUAUUAUUAUUUUACCUGAACAAAAAACCCUCAAAAUGAGAAUUUCCUGCUGACCAUGCAACAACCAACUGAGGAGAAUGGGCUGCCUCAAUUUCUUCUGACAUCCUCAGUGGUUAGACAUUCUAGUCUUCUUGGAUGAAGGUGUAACACAGAUGCUGGUCUUACAGCUCUUUCACUGAUUCUAUUGUAAUGUAAAACUGUAUUUGUAUCUAUUGUAAUGUACUUUUUUUGUAGGAAUACAUGGAGAACCUGGUGUGAAGAGAGUCAAGGUAAAGAAUGCAAAAAUAAUGAGCUUCUGUUAUUCUGUCACAUUUGCGUGUAAUUUUACCAGGACUGAACCUCUGUGAAAUGACCACAUGUACCCUCAUAGUAUGACAAAUAAAGCUUGAUAACAGAGGAUGAUGAUGAUUUAGUUUUUUGUCACCUGGGACUCUCAUUUGAGAGUCCCAGGUGUAACCAGUGAAGAUUUGGUUAGUGCCCAAGAAACAAAGAAUGGUCCCUAAAAAGGUUUAAUGAUGCUAGAGAUGUUUAUUCUGUCACAUUUAAUGUCUGAGACGUUAAAGUCGUGUUUGUAAAAACGAGAGGACUGAACCUUAUUUAAAAAUGAUUUUUCUGAAAACAGGACUAGGCUCCCUCAGGAGACACUAGACACAGUUGCCUGCGCCAAAAAUGAACUUCUUUAUAACAAAGGUUAGUGUUGAUGUCCGUCUUGAUUUACUGACUUUAAUGUUGAGACGUUCACCUGGGACUCUUAUUUGAAGAGUUAAAGUCGUAAUAAAGUUGUUCGCCUUUAACCAUUUGUUUUACUACCAGACGUUAAAUGUCUUAAGACGACUUUGGUCUCAAAUGACUUUAAAGGUUUGACUUUAUUAGUUUAAAAGGCACAUUAUGUUCAGCAAUUGUUGAUUUAUCGUCUUAUAUUUUAGGUUGAGAAAGCUGAUGUUGUUGUGAAAACAAUGAUUGAUCACAUGACAGACAUUCAAAGUGGUGCAACAUAUAAACUGAGCCUUCAACAAGGUCAGGAGUUCACUGUCUUGUUUCAUUUUUAUUUUACUCUGAGAGAUAUUUUCAAUCUUAUUAUUACUGUUUCUCUUUGGUCAAUUUGACAUCAAUUUUGCAGAUAAUUUUUUUAUCUCAGGUAAUUUUUGUUUUUCUUUUGUGUUUGGGUAUGGCAAUGUAUGCUAAUGAAGUUGAAACAAGGAAAAUUAAUAAAAAUUACCUGAGAUGAAAAAUCAACUACAACAUCAACAUUAAUUUUUAUAUUGUUGUGAAAAUUUUAGAAAACUGCAGAUCUUUCCUCAGCAUAAUCUUCACUCCAAGAUCACAAGACUGCUCAGAGGGCUUUGAUGCAAUUUUUCACUCUUUAUGAUGUUGAUGGCUAGGCAGGCUUCCUCUUAACUCCUACCUAAGAUCCUCUCUUUGUCAUUCUGCACCACCUGAGACCCUGCGAAAUCCUGAGGAUUAAUUCUGACUUGCAAUAAGGCCUAAACAGCUGCAAGUAGAACAUAUAGAGAAAUUGUGACAGAAGACAUUCUUUUUCUAUUACUAUUACCUUCCAAAAGCAACGAAUUGAAAAAAAUCUUUUUAAAGAAAAGUUGUAAAAAUCCAAGGGAUUGACAUGGGCACCCUCUCUGGAAAGGCCUCCUGUUUUGUUUGGGCUUGCCUGUGUCUCUCCUACCAUUUGGAAGGGGAAAUGCCUUCUCUUGUCUUUUAUUACUCGGUUACAUUCGCAAAACGUUUCUUGUCCACUUGCAUCUUCUCCUCUUUACUUCCAAACAGACUUGCUGAAACUCUUGUAUAUACUUUUAUUUGUAAUCAAUAUUAUACUAGUAUUUAUUUAUUUUUGUCUUACAGAGGAAUUCAUAAAGGUGCACAUGUAAUAGGCAACUCUGUCUCCUACUUUGUUUCUCCUAAAAAAAUUUUUCAGGAUCUGUAGAAACGCAAACCAGGGAGGCCAACCUGUAAAAAAGGAGACAUCCAAGUCCUCUUGGUCAGCAAUCGCCUUUGAACUAAAAUAAAGGCACUUAACCCUCUCCUAGAUUAAAUACUAAUUGGGAGUUCAAGUGGCCAAUGCAGAUUUGAAACUACCGUAACACAUGUAUUUAAUUGCCUCCUUAGAAAUGAGAAGGAAAUUAUAUAUUGGAGCCGAAAUGCGUCCCGCUAUUGUACGAUUCUGGGAUCAUUACUGGAGACAUGCUGGUCAGCUAUUGGCCAAUUUUUUCCCCUGUUCCUAGUACCGGUAACAUUCCCAGAAGUCUUUGCCAAAGUUAACUCGGCCCAGCUCCCUUCUCGUUUUUAAACUGGCGAAUGUCUGUAAAACUUAACAUGUGUGUUGGGCUCACUCACAUUGACAGGUGACAGUGUAGCACUGGUUGUCAAUAAUCUUGGUGGAACAUCGGUUCUUGAACUCAACAUUGUAACAAGGGCAGCAAUUAAUUACCUUAGUAAGUCUCUUUCCUUUCACAAUCUUGGAUUACACAGUAGUGAGGAAAUAUGGUAUGAUUUGAAUUCCUAAUGUUUUUUUGUUUUUAUUUAUGUGUUCAGCUAAAGAAAAGGGUGUCAAAGUUGAUAGAGUUUAUGUGGGAAGUUUUAUGUCAUCACUAGAGAUGGCUGGAGUGUCAAUCACUUUACUUCAACUUGAUGAGACAAGAACACACUGCUUAGGUGAGGCUUCAAUGUAUGGUAUGAUGAAAUCCUGUGGCAGGUGUCACCAACAGAAGGCUACUUAUGAACUGACAAAUAGCCAUUUCAAGUGGGGGGAUGCUGGGGGGUGGGGGUUUGGGUAGAGGUGUGCGGUUCUGAUCCUGUUUAACCCUUUAGGUCCUAAGAGUGACCAACAUCAAUGUUCUCCUAACAUCAUCAGCAGACCAUCAAGAGUAAAAGUUAUGAGAAUUACUAAAUUCAUUACCAAAGAGAGAACGCUUUGAUCUUAAACCAAAUUCUCUCAACUAUUUGUAAAAGAAAUGUAUGGAGAUCAGUCUGGAGACUUUGUAUGUGGAUCUUGGGACUUAAAGGGUUAAAACUAAAAUCGUGUAUUUUACCACCCUGUUUAAUACAAAUGACCUUAUUUUAUCACCAUGAUUCAUUUUGUUUCGUAUUAAUAGAGAAUUAAGUAAUUUUUUAAAGUGACAUCAUGGAAUCAGAUUAGAAAAUUGUUUAAAAAAUUCUUGGUAGCACAAAUGUAGACCUUUCAAAGCCAACCGUCCCACUCUAUAUAAACCCUCCGCUUCUAAAAGACACCCUGUUUAGGACACUUAUAGUGAAAAUUUAUACUCGGUUUAAGACUCUUGCUUGCACCACAGAUGAAAACUGAACCUUUAGUUAAGACGUCUGUGAGACAGCGCCGAAAUCCUUGUUCUGGGCCCCCUCCUCUGUAUCAGAAUUCGAGUACACUGUGCCAUAAGUGGCCUGUUUAAAAAGCCAUUGUGAAUUUACCAAUCAGGAUGAAAGGAAUAUCGAAAUGCACUUCCGGUAAUUCGUUGAUUCCGUUGGGGGCCUAGAACAAGGAUAUCAGCAGGGUUUCGCAAAUGUUACUUACCGAGGUAAGUUAAGUCUGCGACGCAGGCUAUAAGACACAAGCCCCUGAAAGCCAUUCCCAGGGCAGCACAGUCCAGGUAAGGGAAUACCCCCUGGGCAACCUUAAGAGGUGUCUGAGGUCUCUGAGAAAGACAACAAAUGGCAGUCUCUUUUGAGAACAGCUAUGGGUUAUCUGUACAGUCUCUUUAUUUUGUAUUAAGUUAUGUCUGAAUAUUAUUUUAACAGUACAGUCACACCUCCACUUACGGCCACCACUUCACAACGGCCACUUUUUUUGCUGGACAGUACAUACAUUGACUCUUGUUUAUAGCUCACCACAAAGGCCACCUCUCUACAGCGGCCACUUUCGUCUGUCCCCAAGGUGGCCAUUGUAGAGAGGUUCAGCCGUAAACAUAUAUGGAAAGAGGUCCAUUAUUCCCUUAACAGAUCAAAGUACAAAUGCCCCAGCAUGGCCACGUGUAUCUGUUUCACCAACGUUAGGCCACAUGCGAACUGACAAACAACCACUGGAGGUAUCUGAGGACACGGAGAAGGAAAAGCGAACAAUCUCUUCCGAGAAGCUGACAGCCUUGGGUAACUUGUACAGUCUUACGCUGUAAUAGUCGGUUAUUUUCUUUGUAACUUACAAAGAAAAUGAUUUAUCACAUAAACACCAAUGAAAUACCAGGUGAGCUUUCGCGCGAAAACAUGAUAUCUUCACAUGUGAAAAUAACAUGUUGCCUUCACACAUGAAAAGAUCUCCUUUUCUAUGACUACUUAAUACAUCGCGCCUUUCACAACAAAAAAUUAUUAAAGUGAAAAGGUUUGGUAUUUCAUUGAUGUUUAUCUAAUCAAUAGAACUGCGCUAAGGAGUGAAAUAUUUUUCAAAACGAGAAAAGGAAAUUCGUUUCUCCACGCGGUUUGGUAUUUCAUCGAUGUGUAUCAGAUCUAAUAAAUAGAACUGCGCGAACGAGUGAAACAUUUUGCAAAACGAGAGGAGAAUUUUCGUAUCUCCACGCGGCCAUGUAAUAUCCUCCAUAUAACACAUUUGUGAUAACUUGAUUCGUUUUGUGUUUAUUGCAGGUGAAAAGGUUUAUUCAGUCAUCUGCCACGUUAGUGAUGCACUCUUGGUUAGCAAAGCUAAGCUAAAUGAGCUGGAUAAUCAAACUGGUGAUGGAGACUGUGGCAGCACGUUUUCAUGUGGAGCAACAGGUGUGCAAAUAUACUGCAACUAGAGAAAUAAUAUUUUUUUUAAUUCACUGACAUGCACAGUCGGUUGUUCUCGCUACAGGAGCUGAACCUUUGACCUUCUGGGUACUAGAACAUAUGCUCUACCACUGACAUGCACAGUCGGUUGUUCUCGUUACAGGAGCUGAACCUUUGACCUUCUGGGUACUAGAACAUAUGCUCUACCACUGAGCUACAGGACACUAGUUGGAACCGCGGACUGUUUCCAUUUGUCUGAACUGACCGGCCAGACCAUUCCCGUCGUAAUGAGAAUUUCACUAUUACAUGUAAUCAAAACUACCCAGCCAGAUCAGUCAAAUCCUAAAUAGUAUGCACGGAGGAGAUGGUUUUUCAGCCAAAAUCCUUCGGAAAAAGCGGAUUUCAUUUGCUUAUUGACUGGUCCGGCAAUGGUUCGGCCGACCAGUUCUGACAAAUGGAAAGCGUCCUAAGGCCAUGAAACUAGAUUCAUGUUAGCCUCAGUAAACAGCCGACAUUUUGCGACGCCGCCAUUGGUUUCCACGCAAAAUGACGUUUGAGGAAUGAGCUCAGAAAUUCCAUACUGAUGAUGAAGUACUGCCCAGAUUUGCUUCUGAUUGGUUGAAGUAAAUCUUCCUCGCGAUACGACCAAUCAAAAGCACUACUUAGAUCUGGGUAGUGACGCGUCAUCAGUAUGGAAUUUCUGCGCACCAGUGGUGGCGUCGCUAAAUAUCGGCUUUCUCAGGUUAGAUUCUUGUGACAAACAUCCUGCAUAAUACAAGGGGAGGUUUAUUGUCAGUAGGUGGUGUAUUCGCAUUGAUAUCAAUGUGAUAGUGACUCUUACGAUUUCAUGUUGCCAAUAGUUAUAUGUAAUUAAUAGGCGAGAAUUGAACAGCUAGAAUUGAACGUAAACGGCAUUUUCGGGCACCAUAAACACGGUCCCCAGAGUGGAUUUUUUUUAAACGCGGGCUUAACGUUUUCUUAUGGACGGACUUCUUGCCUAGUCUCUAGGCCUCAUUAUUCCACGGCCUAUGGGUCUCGGGUCACCUGUUCCGAGCGAGUUUUUUUCGUCUCGGAUACGUCACCGAAAUGCAUUGACCGAGAAGGCCUGAAAAGACGUGGUUCAGGGACCAGACAGUAGGGAUUUUAAGAUUUCGCUAUGGAGAGGUGUUACUACGGCGACGUGAGGUGAAAAUCACUUCCGGUGGCGUCACCACCCGACUUGCGAUGCGGCUUUUUCGCCGGCCGUAGCCUUGUUUUUUGGCAGGUGAAACACGAGCCGGACAAAGCGUCUGCUUACCCAUGCUAGAGCGGGGUCGGUGCAUAACGCUGCAUAUACAGCUAUUUCAGGAAAGGUUGUGGGAAAAAGUGCACGCGAGUAUCCUGAAAGGUAUUGUGGGUUGUUAAGAGUUCACUGCUUUUCAAAGAAGUUUGAAAGAAUGGCACGAGAGGCCAUGGACGUAUGUUUGCGAGUGCUUAAGGAAAGCAGCAAAAGUAGAUUCGACAGCUACAGUGUCAGAAACAGUGUACUGAUCAUAUCCCAUAUUACGUUUUGGGAUUGUCGCGUGCACAUUUUUUCCGACAAUGUUUCUCGAUAGUUUUGUAUUAUUUACCUUUUCCGCUGAAGUGAUAAUCUGUCCUACUAAUCAGUAUUAGUAACGUAAAGCAUAUCCCCAUUGUUGUACACUGUGUUACAUUGGAUUCAAUCGUUUGAGUGUUAGGCCACGUGCACACGAAUCCUGAUACCCUGAAACUGCACACUUGAUAUUUGUGUCAACACCAAGUCGAUGUGGUGUGAUCCGGUUUAAAUUCACCCAUCUAUACGAAUACGCUACUGCGAUUUACAUUUGCUAAUUACUAGCUAAUAGGCAUACGCAAACCGAUCCCGUGAUGUGAUUUGGCGGUAUUUUUAAAUGUUGGUUGUAGCUUUAUCGUGCGCAAUGGCCAGACCUGCCUGUACGUUGUCGCACCAUGCACUUGAACCCAAAAAUCGUCUUUGAGAGAAAUUAACUUCAACUCAUGCAAUAAGACUGGUGACGAGAGCCAGCAAAGUUGCAAACAGAACAUUGUUGUCCGCCAUUUUGAACUUGAAAGUCUUCAUUUAAGACUGGACCCGAGUAUAUGAUGUAGUUGACUUUAAAAAUGUCCGGUUUCAGUCGUCCACGCGAAUUCAGCAAACCCGUCGGACUAAAAAAAAUCCACUCUGGAGACCCGUUUCAAAAAUAUGCGGUUUCGGUGUGCGGAUUCACAGGUUUCAUGUGGACAAGAGCGUGCAGUUUCAAAAGUAUCCGGACUGGUGUGGACGGGGCCUUACUUAGAACCUGAGUUAUUGCAAUGCAUUAUUUGCAGCUUUGAAGCAAGCCUUGGGAUCUCCCGACACGCCAGGUUUACCGUGUAACAAUCCUGAAGAGUUAUUGUUAUCGCUGGGCGAUUUAUGCGAAGACUACAUGGGUGGAAGCUCGGGGGUGGUGAGUCAGUAUUAGAGUGCUCUAGAUUUGAGGACGAGAACUAGUACGAGUACGAGAUUUAACUAAAUGUUUUUGCGCUUGUUCUAAAAAAAAGCCACCCCGGAGAGCUUCAUUGUACUUGGUUCACCAAAAAAGUUCGUACGGUUAUUAGUACUGAAGGAGGUUAAGCCCUCUCCCGAUAGCGAAAUGAUAAAACUUCAUACAUUUGAUAACUUGUUCCCGCGACUACGACAUUCUCGCUAAAACUCCUUUUAGAAUGACGACGGCUAUCACAUUUUCCCGCCAAAAUGACGCUGGUUCACGCGUGAGUAGUACUCAGUAUUGAGAAAAUCUCGUACCUGUAGUCGUCCUCGUCUCAGAAUCUAAAGCUCUCUAUUGUUGAGUUAUUCCUACCAACACGGGGUACUAUCACUCGUUGCAAUGGUGGAACACAGAGGGAAACGUCCAUUCUAAUCCUUGGGAUAUGUGAAUUCACCAAAGUUAUUUUUAGACCAAUUAAACGCUUCGCUUAAAUUAAUCGGAAGUUGGUUUCCGGACAGGUCCACGAACUUUUGUUCAGCUUUGUCAAGAGAGAUUCAACAGAUGCCAUUGCAUUGUUUUGCAUCGAGGACCUGAUUUCUGGACUUGAUUUAAAUGUGCGGACGUCUCAGGAAUUAGACUUCCGUUUAAUUACAACUUCUAAAAAUAACUUAAGUGAAAUUCACAUAUCCCGGCCAACGCCCUAAGAUUCCCUCUCUGUCCCAUUAUACUCUCUUGCUGGUGGACUCGUCGUCGCGAGAUCGACCUUUCUCCUUGUUUCGCCUAAAUGGAUUUGAAUUACAUCAUAAAUUCCAGCGUGUUCGAUAGCCCGGGGCUAGUGAAUUUUGCAAUCGGGCUAGUGAAUCCUGUUCGGGCAAGUGAAGUUUUUCGUGAAAUUCAAAUUAUAGAAGAAUUGUAAUCAAUGCUGCUCAUCAAAAAUUUUUUGGGGCUUUUUAAAAGACUCUUGGGCAAGUGCAUAUUAGCAACAACUUGCCCGAAUGGCAAGCCGUAAAACCUACUUUCUUUGCACCCUGAAUUCACACAAGAAAAAUGAUUGACAUAUGCUUGAGUUGCUCUAAUUAUCAGACACAUGUUGUUGUCGACAACAACAACAACAAAUACGGCGACUUUCUAGAGCUUCUCAGGUUAUGUCAUGUUUAAAAUGUGUCUUGAGGUCAACGCAGUGAAUUUUACGCCAAACAGGUGUGAAAAGUCCUUUUAAAUGGUCCAACGAUCCAGGAAAAAAAUGACGGGGAAAGUCUAAUUGAAAUCAUAGGUUAAACAGCGUAAUAAACUCACUUGAGUGCUUGGAUCAAUACGAGCAUUAUAUUUGUUUCUUUUAACAUUCCAAGUGCAUUUAUCACACUGGCAACCAAUCAGGAACCUCAGUCUUCAGUUAAGUUCUGCGAGUUCACCAUAAUAGUAAACAGUUGAGUACUAAUACAUCCAUUACUUGAGAACAGUUGUAUAGAGACAUGGUGCGUCCCUUUGACUGCCCUCAGUUAUUCUGCAUUUGAUUUGUUUGUUUCCGCAGUUGUACAGCCUCGCUCUCAUAUCAGGUGCAGUACCCCUCAGGAACAAAUCAACUCCGCAGGCCUGGUCUCAAGCUUUGAAUGUUGGUGUUCAGGCUAUGAUGAGGUAUGAAAACUGGCAAAAGGGCAGAGGAACUGGCCCUCCUCCUUUCUCUGUUGUGGCAUCUAUCGGUUAUAUUUCCUUCAUACCGGUAAUUUUUUUAACCUUGCGCUGUUAUGCUAUGAAGCGUGGGUAUAAACUGCGGUAGGCCCAGCCCAGCGCUUGACUGCAGAGCUAGAGAUCGCGGAUUCAAUCACUGGGACCGGACCUAUUUCCCUGCCAGCUGAGUUCUCUCACGACAAAAGAAAAAUGAUGGGAAAGAAAGAGACCUCUGCCGCAACCUCGUCCUCAGGGCGCUCCAAAGCCAGGGAAAAGCGCCCUCGGGACGAGGUUGACCUCUGCCGGUCUCGACGUGUACUUUCAUGUAGCCGCCGACCACAUUUGUAGCCGAUACUGACUGGUUUUCACAACAGGUUUCGUUUUCUGUGGAAUGUGAGUGCCCUGUUGAGACUGCACGCUGGAAAUUUCUGAGCCCACAGUUGUUAUCGCGUAAACCGGUUCUGUAGGCUGUGUCGCAAGGUUAUUGGUUGUUAAGGGAACGCCAGAUAGGAAACGCAUCCGAUCGGAGACCGGCAGAGGUCUCUCUCUCUUUCCUCUCCUUCUUUUCUUGCCGUGAGAGACCUGUCCUAGCAGGGAACAGACCAAUAUCCAGGGUCUUAAAAUGAAUGAGAAAUGAAGGUACUGCCUUUACCCUGCAAACGGAUAAGCCUUCGCAUCGUUUGGAUGCGCACAUAAAUUUGCGGUCCCGUCUCUAGCAGGAGACAAAAAUUAGCCUCUUCAAUUAGUACUUUGGGGCUAAAUGCCGUAAAAUUCCGAAAAUAAGCCCCUCCAAAUACAAGCCCCCCAAACUCGUAACGCCAAAAACCCUCCGUUAAAUCGCCCCUCCAAAUAUAAGCCCCCCCGGGGGCUUGUACUUGGAAAUUGCCCUCAAAUACAAAGUAAAACAAAGCAAAAACGGUAAAUUUCCUUUCAACGAUAAGGCUAGCCCAAUCUAUUUUAAAGCGCAAAUUUCCCUCCGUAGAUAAGCCCCUCCGAAUAAAAGCCCCUCCAAAAAUAAGCCCCUCGAAAAGGGCCUUUGCAAAAUAUAAGCCCCGGGGCUUAUUUUCGGAAUUGUGUUGUAUAUUGACACGACUCGAACAUAGUGCGUUUCGUCUGUGCACAGGAAGUAUUGAAAGGCGUUGCUACAGUCGUCACACUUGUGAUUGCAAUGACCAAAAUUCAUAUUGUGCAUUGAGUUUAGUGGAUAUUUUUUAUGAGUUGACCUACUGUUAUUGUUAUUUUUGUUGUUAUUAUUAUUAUUAUUAUCAAUAUUAUUAUUUAAUAUAAUUAAAUUUAUAGCUGAAUCUUUCUAGGUAUGGCGGAGCUGUCCCAGGAGAUCGUACAAUGGUAUGUCAGUGAUCUACCUAUUUUGUUUCAGUAGACAACUUAAGUUUGGUUAUAUAAAACUCGACAUCCAAGCGUAUUUUUGAAAUAUUAUUAAAUAUUAUUAUUAUGAACCAAAUUAAUGUUGGCGCCGAUUGAAUGCACCUAUAGCGCUGCUCGUUAACUCGCGUGGUUAUUUGAGCUAAGUUCUUUAAGAAAAUGAGAUUGUCAAUCCCAGAAAAGAAAGCGCUCUUUCGAUCAGAAUUGAAAAAAUAAACUUCUUCUUUUCUUUUCAGCUUGAUGCUUUGUACCCCGCAGGAUCAACUCUAACCGCCGAACUUGCUUCAGGCGUGGAUCCUGUAGAAGCGAUGAGAAAAGCGGUUGAGGUAUGUGAACUGUUUGUAGAAAACGCCGUCGCGCCCUGCGCGAUAUGUUUAACUUAGUUGGAAUUCGCCGUUGUUCGUGGCUCGAAGUUGGAUCUCAGAGCGGGGUCUGAUCUCGGUUUGGCCACACAUUUUCCUAUAUAACUAUCUAUCUGGCCGAAUUUUUGAGGAUGAAAUAGGAAGCGUAAAGAAAAAAGCAAUGUUUGCGAUCUUAGUUUUCACAUUGGCUACUUCGGAGAUAGUUUUGAAAGAAAAAAAACUGCUAGACGUCAAGAGCCCAUAACCCUGGGCCUGAGAGGUCUAUUUUGGUAGUCACUUAUAACCGGGUUGGUAUUGUCAGAGAAAAUAGAAGUGAUUUGGACCUUUAGUUUCAAAAUAAGAGCGAAAAUGGAGGUAGAAAACAUAUGUAUUGCGUUUCCCGCAAACAAGUUUUGGGUCGGUUGUUUUGUCGGGCCAUUUCGGCUUGAUCAAAAAGGCUUUUUAUCUAUCUUUCAAGAUUUUAAACCCACAAUGAACUCGGCGCUUUCCCACGCCGAUAGAAUAAAGACUAGUUUCAGUUCGUUGUACUUGUCGGGUUUACAUGCGCAUUUACACCUUUCUUUUCCAUCCGGCGGCCGAAGUAAUACUGAAUAUGUUUUGCUAUACUCAGUUAAGAAUAAAAGAGGUCAAUAAAACAAUGACAAAUAAGAAAAGAAAAAGAAAGAAAGAUAGAUAUAGGAGUCUUCCGAGACAGUAUAUUCGCGGCUGGUCACCCAUCCAGUUCAUAGCCCUGCUCGCCGGGAGCUUACUCGGGUACAGUGGCGGUACUCACAAACAGAUUCGCGAGCUUUUGCGAGAGACUUAUUUCUUGCAACUUAUUAGACCGAGGAAAGCGUGGUUGCUUCUACUCUUCUAGUUGUUUGAUAACUGAGUUCAGGAAUAAGCCACGUGCAGAAGUUUUGACAUUCAUAAAUACACACAGAAGCUUGGGGGAAAAGCGCGGGUAAGGUAGGGGCACAAGUUAAAAGAAAAUAUCAGGGGCGGAUCUUCAAUUUGUUGAUUUUAUUGAAGAAGAAGUGUGUAGGGUAAGAAGGGGAAGGUGUAACUAGGUACACGGACAUUUAAAGACCCUUUCCCACCUGCACCAGAAUAAGGCGCGAUAAGUCAGCCAAGCUUUCCUUAAGGUGGCUCGACCCGGUUUUUCAGUGACAAUACCUACUCUCUACUCUCUUAGAAAUCGAGUGAAACGAUUUCUUUUUUUCAAGAACAACUGAAAACUCUAAAAACAAUAUAAGGCCAAGGGUUACUUCCUAGGGACAGGAUAGACGUGUGUUUUUUGAACGCGAAAAGCGUUGUUUAUGAUUCGUUUCUUUGUAGCAGUAAAAUUUCAAAUAGAGAAAACGCUUCCAUUAAAAUUGAUUUAAAAAGAUACAGAGCAAGACAGUUAUAUGAAAUAUAAACGCUAUAAGCAGCUUCAAAAACGAAUUUCUAGAUUUCCUACAGGUUGAAGGAACGUAAAAAGGCAAUGGAUUACCGUGUUGCCAUUUAUACGUCGAUCUCGAAAAAGAGCCGGACACUUUUUGAAACUUUAAUCCACACCCUAUUGCAAUUCGAUUUCCUGCUUUGUUUGAGGUACCUUUGCUCCAAGAGAGAGGGUCUUGUCACCGCAAAACCGGGUCGAGCCACCUUAAAACCUUGCUCACUUGUUAACUGAAGCUUUAGAAACAGCGUUUGACAUGACCGGGAAACCCGCUCCCUUCCUUAGAUUACUAGCUGUAUCCUUCCCCUGAAUGCAAUGACAAAUGACAGCCUGACCGUCAUGAAAACCCUACUUCUGUGUUAAUUUCUGCUAACGAAAACCAAAUUGAGAAAAGCGUUCCUAACACUACGAGCGUGGUGGAAGGAAAAAUUCUUAGUCCCCGGCAAGAUUGCCACAAUUCCAAUUGGAUGUUUUAUCUUCUAAGCACUGGGGGAACUUAGUUUUGGCUCAGAGUGUUUAAAAAACCCAUAACUGAUCUUGUAAUCCACUCUUAAUAUUCCAGGCCGCUGAACUUGGAGCCCAGUCCACCGCCACCAUGACAGCCCGAGCAGGUCGUUCAAGCUAUGUUAGUGAGGAGCAUUUGAAAUGCCCGGAUCCUGGGGCUCUUGCAGCAGCGAUAUGGUUGAGAGCGGCGUAUAGUGCCUUGAGUAAAUAACAUGGUUAUACAGUAGGUG
Messenger RNA from Porites lobata, 15733 nucleotides. The record is from the annotation of a GenBank genome assembly. NCBI's taxonomy places the organism in Eukaryota, Metazoa, Cnidaria, Anthozoa, Scleractinia, Poritidae.